Molecule: messenger RNA, 1131 nt
Organism: Symbiodinium sp. CCMP2456
Lineage: Eukaryota; Dinophyceae; Suessiales; Symbiodiniaceae
Source: the annotation of a GenBank genome assembly
AUGGCCUUGCCGAAGGCUUGGGAUGAGAUCAUGGAGGGAGCCUCGUCGAUGGUUCAAACAGUGGCUCAUUUCGAGAAGCAGGUGAAUGAAGCCCUAGCAAAAGGCGACCAACGAAGCCUGACAAAGCAGCAAGUGGUGGAGGCAUUGGUGACGUACCACUCUCAACACGGAACGACAGAUGAUCCAUGCGCCUUGAGCGGCUUCAAGUUUUCCCCCGAUACUGUGAGUGUCGAGGGCAUCCAGGCGACAGGAAGGGCUGCCCUUGAGCUCAAGAUGGCUAACAAGGCAAAAGCAGAAGCAGAGACAGCACGCAUCAACAGUGUUAAGGCUGCUGCGCUGGGGCAGGAUCCAGGAGCUGAGGAGAAAGCUCUGUUGGAUCUUCGCCGAAAGCUUAAGUAUGUCAAGAGUCGCACGCACAUGCUUCUCGACCUUGACCCGGAUCAGGGCAAGUCUCGCAACGAAGUUCUCCAGUCUGUGCAUGCAGCAGAUGUCGUAAAGAACAUGAGCGGUGAUCAGAAAUCCGCAGCCUUUCGGGAGAUCGCGCGCUCCCGGAUAGCAGACCGACGAGCAAAAUGUUCAGAAGUUGCGGAUACGAUUCUGAGUGCGAGCAAGAGGCCCAUGAAACUGGAGGACAUUUGCGCAGCUGCGGCAGUAGCUGAGGCCUUCAAGAAGAGUGAAGAAAAAACGGCUGUCGACAAGACUGAGCUUGACAACGUGUCUCAGAGUUUGACAGAUCACCUGGCUACCAGGAAGCUGCAGAUGGAAGCCUGUCAGAACAUCCGGCAGAAAGCAGCAGAGGAGAAAGCCAAGGCGGCUGCGGACUUGCGGAAGGUCCUCGAGGAACUCGCCAGAGUGGCGCCGGCGUACACAGAUGCAGCAACGAAGCUUCAGGCGCAGGAUGCCGCUCUGGACGUGCUGCAGGACGAAAUCACCACGGUGGAGACCAAGCUGGACGCAUGCACAGAUGCUGCGGCCUUUGCAGGAGCUAAUUGUCAAGAGUGUUGCGAUGCACUGGCAUCUGCCGAAGAAGCCAUCCGUAACGAUAUGAUCGCAGCGGCUACGGCGGUGCUCCAGCAUGGGCCAAAGCCUUGUACCAUCGCCUUCGGGGCAGGCCUUACUCAGCCGAGCUGA